AUCCUGGUACUUUUCAGCGUUGUCAAGGCAGCCUCAGUGCACGGCUGGCUGGUGGAAAGUAGCUGCAGUGUCCUGGCAACGUAUCUGUCCAAAAAACGUUCACAAAAACUGUCCCGGAAAGUUAGGUGUAACUAAAAGGUAUCUGGACAUCUUCAUACCGAUGUGAUGUUUAGGAGAUUUGGCAGCAGCUCCGUAGAGCAAAGCACCUACUGCUGCAUCAUAUAGGAGGGUGCCAUGGAUGUUAAUGGCAGUGAGGAUUCUAGUCUCGGGAUGAAUUGAAUAAGGGCGACAAGAAAGAGCCGACCAGUUGGAUGAGAACGGAUGGGCUGUCCGAGCUGGCGAUGCCAACUACAAAAGAUAAAAGUGGUUCAACGUCUCACCGCUACCGGCCUGCGUCAGAAUAUGAUGAUGCCACCCUCACCCAAAAGAGACAAUACUGGAGAAUCAAGAAACGAGAGCAGAGGGCCCGACUGACAGAGCGCAGAGGAAAGUCAGCACAACACAGUCAAGGGGGAAAGCUCCGACAUCUACAUGCCCCAGCAGUGGUUAAUUCCACUUUAUCCGGCUCUUUUGCUUCUUUCUCUUCUCCUUUGCAGAGUAAUAAUGACUCAUACAAAACAGUCAAUGUUUCUCCUGCAUCACAGAGUGGAAAUGCAUUUGGGGGUAGGUCAGUUGAAGCCACUGAAAACCAAAAGGAGAAGUGGCUCCAGACAAUGAAACUCAACAAAGUCUUGCCUCAGAUGCCAGCAUCAUGUUCCAUCUCAGCCAAAGCUUCGAGGGGCAACGCGGCCACAGUGAAAUGCCUAACAGCGAGGGGUGCUGUGAGAAGAGCCGUUACCUCACUCACACCCAUUGGAACCCAGCUUAACACCUGUUCCUCAGUGCCUCCAGUCAGGAUGACCAGAACCACUAAUGGCAGCUCUGCUAAAACCACACCUCGGCCGUGUGUGUCUAUGCAGGGGUCAUCGGUCCCCAAAACACAACAUAAGGCACAACAUCAGCCCAAACUCUUAUCCACCAAUGUGUCCACAGGCAUGAUUCAUGUGUCUUCUCCAUGUGUCCCGGUUUCUUUUAAGACAGAGGGGGAAACAGCAAACACAACACCUCAAAGUGGAACAAAGAGUGCCUUGGUCAUCCUGCAGAGGGCUAAAGGUUUUAGCAACUCACAGUCUUCCCUAGAGUCAGAAGAGCAGAGAGCAGCCAAGCGCAGAGAGCAUUGGCGGAUCAAAAAGCGAGAGCAGAGGGCCAAGCUCGCAGCUCGGACGGCUAAUGCCAGAGAAAGGAUGCAAAGUGCAGAGAUGACUUUACAGAGGCAAACAGCACAAAAACCAGGACUUGUGGGCGGCACAAUUCUUCAGCAUGUUCCGUCUCAGUCAUUUUUGAGAGGAGCAGGCCAGAAGCAGUGUUCUCCUUGGGUCAAAACUUCAUUUAUAUCCACCAAAAGGGGAAAUGAUGACCUACAAAGUGGGGCAGCAAGUUUAACUACAGUCAACCUGCAUGCAGGUCAGAUAAAAGUACAAACUCCACAAAGGACACCGCAGACAGCCAUCACAUGUGGGGCUUUUUCUAUGAGAAAGUUAGGGGAGUCACAGAGAAAGCUCCCAAGUUAUGUACAUCUUUCCAAUGUUUCCAGAGGGUUUGCACGAUGUAAAACCCCUAGACAGAGAUACAUUGAAGCCCAGAAGAAUUUCCUGAAUCAAAGAAACAUGAGAUGCAAAUCCCCGUUUCUUACUUCAGUCUUUGGUACCAGAAAUAUGCCCAAAAUUGACCCUAACGACACACCUGAGCAAAUAAUAGCCAAACGGCGAGAGUAUUGGCGGGUCAAAAAGCGCGAACAGCGAGCUAAGCUGUCAAUGGAGGUGAAAGCUCGGUUGAAGGAGAGGGACUCUCUGAUGCGAAGAGUGAAACGUUACCAGAAAAUCUUAGAGGACAUGAGGAGGGCCAGAGCACUGGCCCAAUCAGCAGGAAGCACCCAUACCCACGCCUCUGAGACCAUUGGCGGGUUCAUCAAAGAGGAUGGGACAGUGACCAUUAACAUUCCCCAGGAUCCUACAGAUCAUAACACAGCAGCACACACAAGUGAAGAAGACUGUCAUGCAGUUUCUAAUAAUACCCCCAUUACACAACCUCAGCAUCAACCCAACAGUAAACAGAGAGGUUGUACAUCCAUUCAUGCAACCCAGCUUCCCCCUCCCCUCCACCCCACGCAGGUGAAAGUCUCUCUUCCUUUUGCUGGACAGUCAGUCAACAAACCUCCAAGACUGCUGUCAGUCAGACCAAGGACUCAAAUUGAAAGCACAACUAGUCCUAAUUUACACAAGUUAGCAAUCCAAACUGUAAGUCAGCUCACUCUCAGUCAUCCUCAACCCCCUCAAAAUCCUGUUCCUGGAGGAUCGACAGCAGGGUCGAAUCUCGGUGGCUGUGUCAUGAAAAUGGCCAUCUCAAAUAGUGCGCCGUCACUGGCGGCACUCUCUCUGGAUCCAGGGUUGACAGAGGAGGAGAGGAUGGCAAAAAAGAGGGAAUACUGGAGGAUAAAGAAACGUGAGCAGCGAGCAGCUCGUGCUGCUCGAUUGAGGCAGGGUGUCUCACUAGCGAGGGCAAAUGCGACUCUACAGAGGAGAAAAGCCCAGAAGCAAAUGGCAGGAAGCACUGUACCACGAGGAAGAAGUCCUACUAACCAUUCAGGAAAUGCACAAUUUCUCCCCAUAAACUGUGUGCCGCUUACACCACAUGCAAAUGAGAUAAAACAACAGGGUGAGUCUAUGCCAGCAGUUGACCCACAUUCUCAACCAGAACAAGCCAUCUGUCCAGAUAUCAAACCCCCAACCUCCCCAUCACCACCUCCAGCGUCUCAGCCAGAGCCUGACAUAGCUCUGAAUACAGACAGCCAAGCUACCACUCUGCUAGCCGUGGCCUCCAUGAAGAAACUCCUGGAAGAAUCACUUAGCACAGUGAAAGAGUGUAAAAGUGUGCAGACCGGCAUUAAAACAGAGUCAACGGAAGAGACAUCAGAGCAAGAGAUACAGACAAAUUUACCUCAGAAUGAGGUGGCUCCUUUUGCUGCUGACUUGGAAUUGGAGAUAAAAAGCCGGCAGACAGAUACUGAUGCCUUGUUACCAGCUGGUCCACCAAGCCCUCAACUGAAGGACUCAUCCCAAAGUAGCGAGACACUUCCACCUCUUUCCGCCUCCAACGAGGCAGUCCUGCAUCCCACUUGUGAGAACUCAUCCCAAACCCUUUCAAAAUGUGUCGUAAACCCCUCCAUGGAAGCCUCUGACAGCCUAUCUUCACCACGCAGAACCCAGAGGCUUCGCAACAAAAAAGCAGGCCAUCAAAGCUGCUGUUCCCCAGAGCCGCCAAAGCUACAUCACCUACCCGUGGAUCAAUUACAACCACAGAGACAACACUGCGAACAACCAUGUCAGGCACAAGAAGCAUGCCAAAACAGCAACUCGGUGUACAACAGUGUGGUGACCGGGCACAGCGGUGGGAUCAGCCUGCAGAGGAAGAGAGAGUACUGGAAGCUGAUGAAGAGGCAGCAGAGGUCUAGAUUAAGAGCCAGGCAGAAAGAAAGACAGGGAGAAUGCAGCGGCCGCUUUUCACAGAGAAACAUUCAGGCUCCCAUUAUGAUCAACACUGUUAAGGGUGUAAAUCCUCCAGCAAAGCCAGCCGUCCAACCCAGGCCAUCCAUUUCUUCCCUGUCCACGGUGACCCGCGUCCCCACCGUGCUGGUCGUCAGCCCUACAACUUGUAAUGCCGAACAGUCACCUGACACACUCCAGGUCAAAUUGCCCGUCACCAGUGUCUCCUGUUCACCCAGAAGUGAGCAGAGCCACAUGAACGUUGGGCUUUCACAGAUGGUGUCUAACUUUCCCGGAGCUCACGUUAAUCAGCAGCAAGCCAUGCCGGGUUCACAAAAGUGGAUGUCUAAAAGCACAGAUGUAGGCUCAACCCCCUCCCUCCCCACUCUGAAGCCACCAGACAACCCACUGUCCAGCAUCAACCUGCAACCCAUUGAUCCCUCUCAAACUCCCAGUUCCCCCCUCAGUCCAAUCAAAACCCCUUGUGCUCAACUUCCGAGCCGCACACAGAUGAUCCAACCUCUCACCAAUCUGGCAUCUGUAACCACCCUGGUCCCACCAAAGCCCAUCCCAGGAGAGUCUGAGGAGGACUUUUUGAGGAGGAAGCGGGAGUACUGGAGGAUAAAAAAGAAGGAGCAAAGAGCCAGGAAGGCCAUCCGGGACAAGGGACUCACCCCACGGAGAGCCCCCCCUAACUUGAAGCCCAUCCUGCCUGCUCAGGACCUGCAAACACAGGAGUCUGGUCCGUGGGUGAGCUCCUCUGAGGAGUCAGACCAUCUAAUGAGCACUUCAGAGGACAUUGACCCAGGUUCCUACUCAUUCGCAAGUUACACAGCCCCAGCAGAAGAGGAGCUUCUGUUCGCUGACUACGAGAAUACUACCGACGAGGAUGGUCCUGUCCCAGACGCUGUUUGGAGGAACCGCUACCUCAUGGACUACGACCCGCUCAACCAGCUGCUGGUGUGCAUGGUGUGUGGGGACCUGCAGUACUCUCACAGCCUGGAGGGAGUCAUGGCCCACAUCGAUGAGGCUCACCCAGACACCCUGAGCCUGGAGCCCAGGGAGCAGCAGCAAAUACUGGAGGCCUGGGACGAGCAGGUGUCCCAGCGAGAACGCUUCUUCACCAGCCAGCUCCAACAACACAGCGACACCCUGGCAGAAGCACACAUGAACUGAAGAAGAGAGGAGAGGACCGAAGAGAACCGAGCAGGAGAGAAAACCAACACUUUGUCUUUUUAAUUUAUUGUAGUUUUAGCAAUUUGUUUACCUUCACCUUGAAAGAGAAUGUUGUACGUGGAGCAUUCACCCCGAAAAGCAGCUUUACCUCAUUUCCUACCAGGGUUGUAAUGUGGGUUUAUAAAAAGCCAGUAUGGAAUUUUUUUUUUUACAUUGACACUAUGACAACUCAGACUUUGUAAUACUGUUUGAAAUAUUUAAAGGAAAUCUUCAACAUUCUGGGAAAUGCAGUCUUUGUACUAAGCUAGGCUUAAAGCAUCCUGGACCUCUCUCUGUAAUAAACACACAUCAAACUAA
This is a messenger RNA of Etheostoma cragini (Arkansas darter), 5114 nucleotides long. RefSeq lists its product as uncharacterized. The record is from RefSeq and is a predicted model, not a curated record. Gene Ontology annotation, biological process: negative regulation of DNA-templated transcription. The transcript is spliced from 7 exons. Lineage: Eukaryota; Metazoa; Chordata; Actinopteri; Perciformes; Percidae. The coding region runs from base 312 to 4757 and encodes 1481 amino acids.